This is a messenger RNA of Bombyx mandarina (wild silkworm), 2557 nucleotides long. RefSeq lists its product as uncharacterized. Lineage: Eukaryota; Metazoa; Arthropoda; Insecta; Lepidoptera; Bombycidae. The record is from RefSeq and is a predicted model, not a curated record.
UCAAUACGACGAUAUGCUCUCUUUCGUCUACUAGUAAGUCAUUAAAUAAAUAAUAUUCAGUACCAAGUAUUAAAACUAGUCACAAGUGUUUUUAAAGAAUUUCAAACAAUGAACGGUGAUUAAGACGUGUAGUGUGAUUACAACAAAAAAAAUAUGUAUGUGUAUUUCGAAAUAUGCAGGAUUAUGGAAGUCUAAAUGGAAUUCGAACGAAUAGAGGGCACGUCCUGGCAUUGGCCCUUACUGCUCUCCGUCGUGUUUUUGAACAUAUGCCUGCCAAGUCUGGUGCUGUCGUAUGGAGUCUUUCUAGUUCACCUAGCGGAACUUGACGUUCCUCUGUGGCAAGGCUUCGGUGCAACGACAAUAUUUAUAGUCACCUAUGGGUUAUCACAAUGUUGGUGCAGAGAUGCCGCCGACUCUUGGGGAGGAACAAUAGGAUAUCGAGUAAUGGCGGCUAUAGGACUGUGGACAAUUGUAAUAGGACUUCUUGUUUGUGCAUUUGUGUCCUAUCAGAUACAGCCCAUUAUUUAUGGCAUUCUCGGAGGGUUAGGGUCAUCUCUUAUAUCAGCUCAAGUGGAUGCCGUUGUGUUUGAAACAUACGAUUCGCGUCUGGGAUUGAUACGAGGAACAUGCUUCGCAGGCCAAGCGGUUGGUCAAGCGCUCUUUCCUCAUUUAUUAACGGAGCUUAUUGAGACAUAUGGUUACUCAUUCUCAUUCAUUGUUUAUUCAGGAAUAUUAUUACAAGCAUUGCCGGCGAUUUUACUAUUAAGAGUUAACGAUAGUGUCAAAAAGCCCUUAUCGUUUUCACGAUAUUCCGAUUUGGCUAAAACAUAUGCAAUUUUUAGUAAUGAAGGCUUGGACAACAAUUAUUACACAGCAGAGGUGCAAUUACAUGACUUAAGUAAAAAAUGUUGGAAAAGUCCAUCAGAUGACAAUUUACAUCGGGAAGUUGAUUUGAAUAAUGAUGAAGUAGGCUUUGAAAAUGACAAUUCGACCAUAACCCCACCACCCAGCCCUGAAGAAAAGCGGAGAAACAUUUUUGGAGUCGAAAUAUUACCUGAAAUCCCAGAGGAAAGUGAGGAUGAAGACGAAGAAUUUUACGCAAGCGAUAAAGAUGUGAACAUGAACAAGAAAAGACUAAGUAACGCUAUCAAAAGACUGAGUACUUUAGGUGACAGCCUAGACGAUUACAUAAACAAACAGAUAAGAAGGGAUUCUCGUCAAAGUGAAAAUAGUGAUAUAAAUGAAUAUUCUGAGGUUGAAGUCACGUAUGAUAAUAUCUCACCGGUAACAGAUAUACAACGAGAAAAAAUAUUUAAUUCAUUUAGUUUUCGAUGUCAUUCUGCUUACGCCAGUAUGAGAAGAAGAAUGUGGAUGCCUUCUUAUAGAGUGUAUAGAAUUAAAAGAAGAUUGCUGUAUUUCAUGUACAAUUUGAACGAUACCUUCAUAAAGCCUUUAACGAGAUCAUUAUCUUGUUGGAAAUUUUAUCCAUCUUUAUUGCUUGCAUUUACGAAAUUAAGUUUAACCGGGAUAUCUUUUGUUUUACUUCCGAUAUUGGGAACACAGAUUCUACCACCGAUCUCAACAACGGAAAUAAAUUUCUUCAUGUCUCUGCACGGUUUUACUUGGGUGUGUUUUUUAUUAAGCACUCCAUGGUUGGCACAGACUCCGAAGAGAAAUUACAAAUAUGUUGCGGUCUUAGGUUUAGUGACAUCGACCGGUGCUUGUUUUCUUUUGGCGGAAGCUCACAAUCAUGACACUUUUUCGAUUGGAUGCGUCGUGGCAGGCUUCGGCUAUGGUGCAAUUACAUCAUGUUGUGAAACAGCUAUUCAAGAUUUUGUUGGAGCGCGAAAGUGGCCUAAAAUCCACAGUACUUUGGAAACGUUAUCAGCCGUAUUGUUUGGUGUAUUUUCUCUGGGUUCAUCUUUCUUGUUCAGUGAAGAGGGGGGACUUCAGUUUGCCUUGUUUAUAUUAGGAGUAUUGUUAUCAGUCGUUACAUUCGUUUGGUUAAUACUGGCUUUAGUUUCAAUUUACAUAACGAAGGUACGAUCAGCGAGACUCGGAAGACGUUGGCUAUCGUAACUAUGUUCUAACUUCCAUAAGUUAUUUAAAACAUCGAACAGAGAAUAUUUUGAUAAUUAUAAUUGCUAAUUAACAUAUUUUGUAUUGUAUUGUUGUAAAUAAUAAAUCAUUAUACUUAAUAUAUUGUUAAAUGGUAAAAAAUAUUGUUUUUGCAAGGAGUUUUACCACAAACUUACAUUUUCAAUGAAAUAUAUGUACGUCUAUGGUUUUGAUAAACAUUGCACGUAGUAAGUGGUUAUUAAUUGAAAUAAAUUAUUUAUUUAGAGAGGUACUUGAUUAGCGUACUUGUUUACGUUUAUUUGUAUAUAGUCAUCUAUGUAACUGAUUGUACUUCUAAUUGCAGAUCAUACGAUGUUGAUGUUUUCAUACUAUCUCGAAAGUCCUUGUGCCAUAUGAUAUUUUUAUGAAAUAUCGUAUAGCUAUUAUAUUUGAUGAUACUCAUUCUACUUGUUUUUAUUAAAUAAAUUACAAAAGAUAU